Molecule: messenger RNA, 721 nt
Organism: Hylaeus volcanicus
Lineage: Eukaryota; Metazoa; Arthropoda; Insecta; Hymenoptera; Colletidae
Exons: 2
Source: RefSeq, a predicted model, not a curated record
GGCGCAGGACUUAUUUAUCCACUGCCUGGCCGAGUUAGGUGUGGGGUUGGCGGUCGCCGCGGAGCCAUACCGCGUCGCCGACCGCCCGAACUGGGUGGCCGACGCGUUGGGCUCCGUGGUGAUAGUGGGCAGCGACAUCGCGGCUCUCCGCGUGUUCGCCCGCGGCGACGGGUUCGUCGGGGCGGAGUGCGGCGGCCUGACCCUGAUCGGGGUCUACGCCCCUCCGAGUGCCCCCCUCGCGGCGUUCGAAUGGCUGCUGGACGGGAUCUGGGACGCAUUGUCCCGCUCUCCAGUAGCCGGAACGCUCGUGCUGGGCGACUUCAACGCCAUGUCCACGGCGUGGGGUGGCCCGGCAACGGACGUGAGGGGUCGGGCGGUGCUGGAGGCGAGGUUGAUCGUCGACUUGUCGUGGGCGACGCCUGCCGCCUCGCGUCUCGUGUCGGGAUGGAGGGUAGCGGAGGAGGUGGAGUCCCUUAGUGACCACCGCUACAUCCUUACGGAUGUCUCCCCUGCCCCUGAGUACCAUCCCGCUCGCGGACCCGCGCCGGCCCGACCGCCGCGCAGAUGGGCGCUGAAGCGCUGGGAGAAGGACGCCCUGAUGGCGGCCGCCCUCGCCGCGUCCUGGCCGGAUGCCCCGGCUGGACCGGUCGCGGACGUCGAUCGGGAAGCUGAUUGGUUUCGGGAGUCAUUGACGGCGGCGUGCGACGCCGCCAUGCCCUGA